AUGAGAUGGUUCCAGCUUGGUCACAUCGGGUCAGGGUCAUUUGGGGCUGUCCACGGGCGCAUUGAUGUUGACACGGGAAAGCUCCUCGCGGUCAAGGUAUUGAACUUGAAGCGACCUGAAGGUCCCUAUAUGGGAAAAGAGUGGAACUUAGCAUCAUAUCUUGCGAAGAAGCGCGAGUGUGAGGCCUUGUCUCAUAUUAAUCACCCUCAUAUUGUUGACUACAUCGCUUCAAAAGGCUGGGAGGGACCAUGUCCAAUUCCCGAAAUAUUCAUGGCACACAAAGACAGGAAUUUCAUCUCAUUAAUAUAUGGCGGUGGAUCCGUUUUGCCGAUCGAAGAUCUUGCCCACGAUGUCUUUUUCCAGAUGCUUCAGGCAUUGGACUGUCUUGCAGCAAAUAACUCAAUCCACAGGAAUGUGAAGCCAGAGAACAUACUUUGCACCCAGCUUCCAGAUGGGCGAUACCAUUUUGAACUUGGCGACUUCGGUAUAUGCAAUAAUGCAGCAAAUGCAGUAACACCGUUUGGAUCACCACUGUUUCAGGCCCCGGAAGUUGGCAAACAUGAACCUGUUGAACUUCAAACACACAAAGUCGACGUCUGGUCGCUAUUUGUGACAAUGCUUUGGACCUUAAAUAUCAAUGGAUUUCGAACCAUACACGAGCAGAAUUUAAUCUGGGACCCUCGGCAAGCCGUUCUGGGGGCGGCACCGGGCCUUCCUCAACUUUGGGAGAUGUCGAUAGUCGAGCCAUUGGAACGUGCCUCCGCAGCACAAAUGCUCAUUAAAUGCUUCAACGGAAAAGGCCUUGUCAGUGACCCCGCCUCUAUUCCAUCCAUUACUCAGGAAAGAAUGGAGUUCAUGAUACAGACUUCCCCACCUAUGCCCCCGUCCCGAACUUUCGCUCAAGCUAUGACCCGGCCUAUGAGGCCCUUCCCUCAAUCUCCUCCACAGCCAAAUGGAGGAAGAACAAAGGGUUCAAGACAAAUUGAGCCAUUCCGUGUUGACAGAAUUAAUUAG
Messenger RNA from Penicillium malachiteum, 1014 nucleotides. Its product is annotated as protein kinase family protein. Bases 1 to 1014 code for a protein of 337 amino acids. Gene Ontology annotation, molecular function: ATP binding; protein serine/threonine kinase activity. Gene Ontology annotation, cellular component: autophagosome; cytoplasm. The transcript is spliced from 2 exons. The record is from RefSeq and is a predicted model, not a curated record. NCBI's taxonomy places the organism in Eukaryota, Fungi, Ascomycota, Eurotiomycetes, Eurotiales, Aspergillaceae. Gene Ontology annotation, biological process: autophagosome organization; peptidyl-serine phosphorylation; autophagy.